AUGCAAUUCACCAUUCUUCUAGCGCUUGUCGGGCUUGCCUCUGCUGCCAGUUACUACACCUCCACACCAAGUUACAACAGCAACUCAUACAGAAGCUGUUCUUCCUCUUAUGAAUGCUCUUCUGGCCAAACUUGUUCCAAUGGACAAUGUAUGAGCUCUCUUGGAUAUAAUGGAGGAUUAUAUUCAAACACCUACAACAACAACCAGUACGAUAUGAAUAGCCAAUACGGAAACCAAAUGAGCAGCACUGGAUCGGGACUGUACUGUACCACCUCUUAUUCCUGCCGUUCUGGAGAGACCUGUAUGAACAACAGAUGCCAGAGCAGCUACUCCAACAACAUGUACGGUAGCCAAAACAUGUAUAAUUCCGGAUCCACCACCUGCCGCUAUUCGACUGACUGCAUGUCCGGACAAACGUGCUCCAAUGGAAUGUGUGUUGCUCAAUACGGAACUUCCUACAACAACGCCAUGUACUCCUCAUCCACAGGAAAACCAUGUCUUAACAAUCUCUCCUGCUCUAACGAUGAACGUUGUGUAAACGGUCUUUGCGUUAUCCACAUUGCACCUAACUAUUGUACAUACGACAACACUUGUGGAGUCAACCAAAGAUGCGUUAACAAUAUGUGCCAAUCCACCGGAUCAAGCUCCUAUUACGGAUCGGGUUCAUCUGGAUACAACACUUAUGGAAAUUCGAACACCUAUGGAUCAUCCAACUCUCGAUGCACAUACAACUCUGACUGCGGAUCCAACAGAUACUGUUCUGCUGGAUACUGCACCAGCUACGUUCUAAGACAGAAGAGAAGCUCUUAA
This is a messenger RNA of Caenorhabditis remanei, 810 nucleotides long. RefSeq lists its product as uncharacterized. The transcript is spliced from 6 exons. The record is from RefSeq and is a predicted model, not a curated record. The coding region runs from base 1 to 810 and encodes 269 amino acids. NCBI's taxonomy places the organism in Eukaryota, Metazoa, Nematoda, Chromadorea, Rhabditida, Rhabditidae.